AUGUCGAAUGAUCAGGGAUUGGUGCGGGCCAACGACGACCGGGCGGCGGUCGGCCCCUCCGACUGGGCGGUCGGCCCCUCCGACGAGUGGGCGGCGGACGGCCCCUCCAACGAGUGGGCGGCGGGCGGCCCCUCCGACGAGUGGGCGGCGGACGGCCCCUCCGACGAGUGGGCGGCGGACGGCCCCUCCGACGAGUGGGCGGCGGACGGCCCCUCCGACGAGUGGGCGGCGGGCGGCCCCUCCAACGAGCGGGCGGCGGACGGCCCCUCCGAUUGGGCGAUCGGCCCCUCCGACGAGUGGGCGGCGGACGGCCCCUCCAACGAGUGGGCGGCGGGCGGCCCCUCCGACGAGUGGGCGGCGGACGGCCCCUCCGACGAGUGGGCGGCGGGCGGCCCCUCCAACGAGCGGGCGGCGGACGGCCCCUCCGACGAGUGGGCGGCGGACGGCCCCUCCGACGAUGUGUCAGCGCGCGGGCCCCAGUGA
Amphibalanus amphitrite is the source of this 483-nucleotide messenger RNA. Its product is annotated as circumsporozoite protein-like. The coding region runs from base 1 to 483 and encodes 160 amino acids. The record is from RefSeq and is a predicted model, not a curated record. Lineage: Eukaryota; Metazoa; Arthropoda; Thecostraca; Balanomorpha; Balanidae. The transcript is spliced from 3 exons.